Messenger RNA from Protopterus annectens (West African lungfish), 467 nucleotides. Its product is annotated as dickkopf-related protein 3-like. The transcript has 4 exons. Gene Ontology annotation, biological process: negative regulation of canonical Wnt signaling pathway; multicellular organism development. Gene Ontology annotation, molecular function: co-receptor binding; receptor antagonist activity. Gene Ontology annotation, cellular component: extracellular region. NCBI's taxonomy places the organism in Eukaryota, Metazoa, Chordata, Ceratodontiformes, Protopteridae. The record is from RefSeq and is a predicted model, not a curated record. The coding region runs from base 58 to 465 and encodes 135 amino acids.
CAGGAGUGCAUCUUUGAUGAGGACUGUGGAAAAGGAAAUUACUGCUCAUCUGCCAUCAUGACAUCCAGAUGUUUGCCUUGCAGAACACAGGAAAUGAACUGUACUCGAAAUGAAGAGUGUUGUCAAGGUCUGUGUGUAUGGGGUCAGUGUGCAAAAGAUGUUAGAAAAGGUCAAAAUGGAACAAUCUGUGAAAAUCAAGGAGACUGCAGUAAAGGAACAUGUUGUGCUAUCCAGUCAAGUUUGCUGUAUCCAGUAUGCACACCUUUGGCUACUGAAGGAAAACGCUGCCAUGACUCCUUAAGUCAAAAUGAGCUGCUAGAUUUAAUUUGGGAAUUCGACCCAGACAGUGCUCUUGAUUACUGUCCAUGUGCAGAUGGUUUAAAAUGUCAAGCCAGAUGGGGAAACUUGUUUUUGACCUGUGAACGUCCUCCUAACAAAGGUAAAGGUCAAGGAAAUAAAAUUUGAAG